CAUACUGACCAAUAGGACAGCUGUAAACAUGCUCUAAAGAGGCAGGAUUCACUAUAUUUUAUCGCUAUUGUUGUUCCUUCGAAACAUAAUUCGCGAUAAUCAUACUUUGGUAGCUAGAUAAUUAAUAUGUUUAGUCAGAACACUUUGCACGAUCCACAUCUGUUUGAUAUGAAGUCAAAUGAACUUGGUCCGUGGAAACAUCGACAUUCAGGUUUACUUUAAGAAUGCUAGCUGCUAGCCACUUAUCUUGGGAUUUGUGAUGAGAUUGGAAGCGGAAGAAAAUUCUAAGGGAAAGGAGGAAAAAUCUGAGCUGGGCUGCCAUGGGCAAGUUGGAAGAAAAUCUUUCGCAAUGUUAUUCGACUCAUGUGAAAGAGGGGGUUUAUUUUAUUAAUAUGAAGUUAUAUGAAUCGGUUGGUGUUGUCGGUUAGACAUUUUAUAAUUGUCAGAAGCUAACUAGCCUCGUAUUGAUAGUUAGACUUUUAAAAUGGCGGAAGGCUGGCCCAUCCCCCCGGCCCUCUUGUUGUUGUGUUUGAGUGCCUGCUGGGCACUGGAUUCCUGCCCUGCUCCAUGCUCUUGUCCAAGGGGGUCAGACGAAAUCCAAAUCCUGGAUUGCAAUAGGAAAAGGUUGUCAGCGGCCCCCCUGGAUCCACCUCAUGGGAUAACUCAUCUCACUAUGAAUCAUAAUGAUCUGACAACUGUUCCAUACCUUGGAGAAGUUACCCCAAACAUCACAACACUCUCAUUGGUCCACAACCGGAUCUCGGAGCUGUGGAUGCAUCAGCUGCAUCCAUACAUCUCCUUGGAGACACUUGACCUGUCAUCUAACUCCAUCUCAGAGAUCAAGGCUGGAGCCUUCCCACCCAUGCAGCUGAAAUACUUGAAUUUAAGCAAUAACAAGAUCAGUGUCCUUGAACCUGGCUGCUUUGACAACAUCUCCAGCUCCCUGCUGGUUCUGAAGCUGAACAGGAACAGAAUAACACUGCUACCAUACAAAGUGUUCAGGCUUCCCCAGCUGCAGUUCCUGGAAUUAAAGCGCAACAAGAUCAAGAUGGUGGACAGCCUGACCUUCAAAGGGAUGGACUUACUGAAAUCACUGAAGAUGCAGCGGAAUGGCAUCACAAAGCUGAUGGAUGGCGCUUUCUUUGGGCUCAACAACAUGGAGGAGCUAGAGCUGGAGCACAACAAUUUGACGGAGGUCAACAAAGGCUGGCUGUAUGGCCUGCACAUGCUGCAUGUUCUGCGGGUCAACCAGAACACCAUCAGCAUCAUCCGACCAGACGCCUGGGAGUUCUGCCAAAMGCUGGAGGAGCUAGAUCUGUCCUUCAACCACCUCACCCGGUUGGAGGAGACCGCGUUCAUUGGACUGGGCCUUCUGGAGAACCUGAACCUAGGAGAGAAUACCAUCAGCCACCUGGGAGAGGGAGUCUUCAGCAGUCUGGCCAAUCUGCGCUCACUAGACAUACGGAAUAAUGAGAUCUCUUGGGCCAUUGAGGAUUCCAUUGGUGUGUUUGUUGGAAUGAAGAAGCUGAACACAUUGAUUCUACAGCGGAACAAGAUUAAAUCUAUCACAAAGGAAGCCUUUGAGAGUCUGGAGGAACUAGAGCACUUGGACCUGAGCAAGAAUGGGAUCAUGUCCAUCCACCCUGAUUCGUUGUCUCACAUGAACUUAAAAGUGUUUUUUCUGAACACUAGCAGCCUGCUGUGUGACUGCCAACUGCAAUGGCUGGGCCCAUGGUUGACUGACAACCGCUUCCUGCAGUCUGUCUCCGCUAUGUGUGCUCACCCUGCCAGCCUGCUGGGCCGUAACGUCCUGUCUGUCAGCCUGGAGGAGCUGGUCUGUGAUGACUUCCCAAAGCCCCGGAUCACUGACCACCCUGAGACCGCCACCGCCCUGCGUGGGACCAAUGUGACUCUGAGCUGCCUGGCUUCAAGCAGCAGUGACUCCCCCAUGGCCACGGCCUGGAGGAAGGACGGGGAGGUGCUGUACGAUGCAGAGGUGCAGAAUUACGCCCGCUACCAGGAGGGAAAGCUGUUCUACACCACCGUGCUGCAUCUCCUCAACGUCAACUUCACAGACGAGGGACGCUACCAGUGUGUUGUCUCGAACCACUUUGGCUCUAACUACUCCAACAGGGCCAAGCUCACAGUCAAUGAGCUGCCGUCCUUUCUGAAGACUCCGAUGGACCUGACCAUCCGCACGGGCACCAUGGCCAGGCUGGAGUGUGCUGCCGAGGGUCACCCAUCCCCCCAGAUCGCCUGGCAGAAAGACGGGGGCACAGACUUCCCUGCUGCCCGGGAGAGAAGGAUGCACGUCAUGCCAGACGAUGACAUCUUCUUCAUUGCCAAUGUAAAGACGGAGGAUAUGGGGGUGUACAGCUGCACAGCCCAGAACGCUGCAGGGAGCCUGUCUGCCAACGCUACACUCACUGUGCUAGAAACUCCGUCCUUCAUGCGUCCCCUGAAGGACAGGGCGGUAGCUCGUGGGGAGACGGCAGUGCUCCAGUGUAUCGCAGGCGGAAGCCCAGCACCCCGCCUCAACUGGACCAAGGAUGACGGGCCCCUGGUCCUCACCGAGCGACACUUCUUCGCCGCCGCCAACCAGCUCCUCAUCAUCGUGGACGCGGGGUCGGCGGACACAGGGAAGUACACGUGCAUCAUGUCCAACACGCUGGGCACGGAGCGCGGCCACAUCUACCUCAGCGUGUUACCCUCUCCCAACUGUGACACUGCGGGCGGCUACGACCAGGAUAGCUGGAACACGGUGGGCAUCGUUGUGAUCGUGGUGGUCUGCUGCGUGGUGGGAACCUCGCUAGUCUGGGUCAUCGUCAUCUACCACAUGCGAAGGAAGAGCGAGGACUACAGCAUCACCAACUCAGAUGAGAUGAACCUGCCGGUAGACAUCCCCAGCUACCUGUCCUCUCAGGGAACGCUGUCUGAGCCUCAGGAGGGAUACAGCAACUCUGAAGCAGGGAGCCACCAGCAGCUCAUGCCACCACUGUCCAACGGCUACGUCCACAAGGGAACUGGCUACGUCCACAAGGGAACUGGCUACGUCCACAAGGGAACUGACGGUGUGUGCUACAGUGACACAGGCAGCGAGGUGGACACCGAGGCCAACGGGAUGCUGCACUGCCGUGUGGGCUCUCUGUUCACGGGACAAAGCAGCUUCCAUCCUGGGCAGUCCUGCGAGGGACUGGCUGGGGUGUCGACAGGUGGUGCAGGGCCGCUGGUCAUCUGCUCGGACUGCUACGACAACGCUAACAUGUACUCUCGGACCCGGGAGUACUAUGCCUGCCUGGCCAAGGAUGACCCCCUGGACAAGGGUCUCUCUGGCAUCAUGGCCCACCUUCCCAAGGAGCCCUAUGGGGAGCAGCGAGGCCAGCAUGAGGACACAGCCCUGGARAGCCUCAUCAACAACCAGGACUCCUCAGUCUUCCUCACCAGCCACAACUCCUCAGUCUUCCUCACCAAGAGGCUGAGCAAAGCCCUCUGGCCCCCAGAACAACACUACAGCACCGAUGUUCCCCCCAGGUCGUUUUGGGGCGAAGGGGAGGACUUGUCUACAGUGCCCCAACCAGGUCUGUCACAGCAGCCAGUGACGCUGCACACAACUCCCUAUGCAUCUUCAGUUGCUGAGGGAGGGGAGGAGAGGAGUGUGGAGGUGGAGCUCUCCCUUCCCCAGAGCACACAGUACCACAGAAGUGCCUCUUAUAGGACUACGUCUCAGGAGCACAUCCAAGCCCCCACAUAAAGCUCUGCCCCCUUCCCUAUACACACUGCCAUCCUCUCUCACUGGGUCUUCUUUAGCCACUACCUCCAAAAAGACCACUCUGCCAAAAAUGCUUUCAUGUAUAUUUAGAUUAUUUCAGUCACGCAGAGACUAUUUGCUCCUAUGAUUUUGAAAAAGGACCAUAUCUAGGGCUUGAGAAUGACGCCCCCUGAUUCCCUCCACCUCCCCUUCCUCCCUCUCAUUCUAGAGGAAGCUAUGAAUGUAUGUGUCAAAGAGCCAUGUUGGAUGCUGCCAUUUUGACUUUUAAGAUGUCAGACAUUUGAACGUGCUCUCACGACAUACUGAAGGUGGAAUGRCAGCAGUGUUGAUGGAUGCCCCAGUUGUUGUGCUUUUUGCUUGCAGAUGCCACAUUCUUGGUAAAGUCUUGUUGGAGCAACCUUAGUGAUUUUAAUUUAAAAGUCCAGGACAUAGCUUCCUCUCGUCCAGGACUAGAGGGGUCAAAGAGACUCCAGUUGUUUCUUGUUCAGCAGUGAGUGGUACAUACCUAUAGGAUCACUGAAUGAAUCCCUCUAGCCAUCUGUAUUGAAUGUAAUCGUCUACUAUUAUGCAAACCCAGAGACAAUGGCCCUAGAUGUGUGUGUGAGAUAUAAUUUUCACCUAUUAUCUAUGUCUCUUAAGCUAAGAUUGUUUUGCCUUGGGUCAAAUAGAGGCAGUCGUAAUAGAGGCAGUCRUUGCUCAUGUUUUUUUGUUGUAUGAAAACACACUAUCCAAGCAAAGAAAAUAUUGGGUAUUGCACAUAAUUUUGACAAUCAUGGUUCAGGUGGCCUUUUUUUAAUGGCCAUCUUUCAGAUGGAUUUCAACAGGCAUUCUCAGUAACCCUCCAUCAGGUAACCCUAUGGUUUCUAAUCACAUAUGCACUGAUCAUCAUUUCCUCUCAAAAGGUUAUUUUACAGGCACUUACCUCAUACWUGGUGUGUUUUAUUAUGCAGUAUGCCAUUUUAGAUUCCUAAUUGAUAAUAUAUGCCUUUACCCCCAAUUUCAUCAMCCCUAGAUACUGGCCAGAUUUAACCUUGGGACUGUGAAGAAUGUAUUGUAUGGAUUUAAACAUUUGUCUUUUCACAACUACAUCCCUCAAACCCUAAGAAGGUAGUUGGAAUUAUUUUUGUCCUGACCUGCAGUAAGUUAGAUUUGUUUUUUUGUGUGUAUGUCAGAAUGUUUGUAGUCACUCCAGGGUGAUUCCUAACUUGACUUCCGCAACAUUGUGGAAAGCAUGUAGAUCUCAAGUCAGGAUUUGGCCCAAAAUGUUGGUACAAAUUUCAUCUAGCUAAAACCAAGUUGUUUAAUAAGGGUUGUCUUUCAUUUAAAUCACACCUGUUUCCUUUGCUCAAAUAAAAUAACAAUCAUUUUGGCAAUGGAACAUAGAUACUUCAGAAUAAGAUGUAGAUGUGUGAAGGCUAUACAAACAAAGAUACUACAUGAACAUUGCCCUGACUGGUUUGGUUGAAUCUGUCCUUUAGUCAUUCUUUUUCACCUUUUGAAAUCUCACAAUUAUUGCACUUCCGAUUCAGCAAAACAUGAUUGCAUUUCCUCUCUCUCGUGCACACUUUCAUUGCUGGUUUCUUUUACGUGUAUGUCAACUACUAUGCUUUUAUUCCUGCCUCUACCAUGUUGACAGUUAUACAUCUCCAUGUAGGAUUGUUUCUUAUGUUACACAAUGCAUUCAUGCUAAAAUCRUAGCUUUUUGAUAAGACAUUCCGUGUGACUUUGCUUGAUAAUGCAUCUGGUACAUUUUUGUAUUUUGAGUUUGAUCAAAAAGGACUCCUUUUGUCAAUGUUGCAGUUGGUCUCAAACUGUUCUUUGUCUCUGGUACGUGACUUACCAAAUUUGCACAUGAUUCUUGUACACAAUUGAAUUUUGUUGUGGCUUCUUUUCAAAAGUCCAUGGUUUUGAAGUUCUAUAAACCAGGUCAUCCCCUGUAUACCAAAAUAAAUCAUUCCAACCCCAUG
Molecule: messenger RNA, 5736 nt
Organism: Salvelinus sp. IW2-2015
Lineage: Eukaryota; Metazoa; Chordata; Actinopteri; Salmoniformes; Salmonidae
Product: leucine-rich repeats and immunoglobulin-like domains protein 2
Molecular function (GO): protein binding
Source: RefSeq, a predicted model, not a curated record